Messenger RNA from Chroicocephalus ridibundus (black-headed gull), 3076 nucleotides. It is a transcript of the gene APEH, whose product is annotated as acylaminoacyl-peptide hydrolase. The transcript has 24 exons. Gene Ontology annotation, biological process: proteolysis. NCBI's taxonomy places the organism in Eukaryota, Metazoa, Chordata, Aves, Charadriiformes, Laridae. The record is from RefSeq and is a predicted model, not a curated record. Bases 743 to 2923 code for a protein of 726 amino acids. Gene Ontology annotation, molecular function: serine-type endopeptidase activity.
UGGAGCUGUACCGGGAGCUGAGCCGACAGCCGGGGCUCAAAGCCACCUGCCUCAGCCCCGCCGUCACCGCACAGCACAGCGAUGGGGUGGCCCCCCAGGGUUGUCUGGGGGGGUCUCUGCCUGCUUAUCGGGGUCGACGCGGGUGUCCUCACCCUGCUCCUCACAGAGUGGUCGCAGCAGGACCUGGAGAGGGGCGAACACAUCAAGUUCUGCCGCCAGUAAUUGAUCUUCCAUGACGGGGCCUCUGUCAUAUACUUGAGGCCCACCAGCACCUGCUGUGAGGCUGCUGAGCCAGGAGUCCCCCAGUGGGGCACUGAAGGCCGUCCUGCGCAAGGUCCCCGGCAAGGAGAAGAAAGAGGAGAAGCAGUUUCUGGAGGUCUGGGAUCAGAACUGCGAGGUGAAGAGCAUUGACCUGACACCGCCGGGGAAGCAUGGCACCGUCUACGACGAUGGUGAGGGGCCAGUGGGGAGGCCGUGGGGCUUUGACCAGGGCAGGGUGCCCAGGAGCUGGUGGCCACUGGACCCUUCUCCCACACAUCGGCGUUUGCGCUGCCGAGGCUGCGGCGUGCCACGGCAGAGGGUGAGCCCUGCCCAGCCGCCCCGGGCACGGCAGGCAGCGCAGGGCAGCUGGAGAGCAGGCACCGGCCAGGCCCCUUGCGCCCGGCUGCUGCCGCACGCCUUGGCAGCCUGCCUGGCUGACGAGCGGCAGGCGCCGGCGGCCAGCGCGGAAGAGCAAGGCCCCAUGGCCUCCGGAACCGAGCAGGGUGCAGAGGUGGCCGGUGGCCCCGCCGCCUGCUACCGGGAGCUGAGCCGGUUCCCCGCCGUCACCCGCGCCGCCCUCAGGGCCACCACCGGGGCACAGACCUUCCUGCUGUACACCGAGUGCAGCCGCCCCGACCUGCCCCAACGCCGGCUCCUGCGCUUCAGCCGCCACUACAGCCUGCGGCGCACGGGCAGCGGCGGCCUCACCGUCAGCCGGGUAGCGCUCAGCACCGAGAUCCGCCACCAGCUCCUCAGCAAGGACUCGCCCACCGGGCAGCACCGCGCCGUGCUCAGCCGCUGCCCCCGGCAGGGCCACGAGCUGCUGGAGGUGUGGGACGGCAACGGGCGCAGCCACAGUGUGGACCUCACGGCGCUGGGGAAGCAUGGGGAGGUCUACACGGAGGGGCCCUUCGCCUGUUUGGCCUGGUCACACUCGGAGACGCGGCUGCUGUACGUGGCUGAGAAGAGCCGGCCCAAACCACGGCCCCCCUGCCCCUGGGAUGUGCCGGGAGCAGGCAGGCCAGAGGAGGAGGAUGAGGAGGAGGAGCAGUUCGUGUACCGGGAAGACUGGGGGGAGGCACUGAGCACCCGCAGCCUGCCUGUCCUCUGCGUCCUGGACCUGGAGGGCAGCAGCCUCUCGGUGCUGGAGGGCAUCCCGGAGCACCUCUCUCCCGGCCAGGCCCUGUGGUCCCCGAAUGACUGCGGCGUGGUGUUCGUGGGCUGGUGGCACGAGCCCUUCCGCCUGGGGCUCAAUGCCUGCUCCAACAGGAGGUCGGGGAUUUUCUACUUGGACCUGGCCAGCGGGUGCUGCGAGCUGUUGUCGUCUGAGCACGGAGCCGUCUGCUCCCCCCGGCUGAGCCCCGAUGGCCGGCGCCUGCUCUACCUGGAGGGGGGUCUGGGGGGCCCCCACCGGCAGUGCCUGCGCCUGCGCAUGCUCACCUGGCAGACGAGGCAGACGGUGACGGUGCUUGAUGUGGUGCAGGAGCCCACAGAGGCCUUCGCCGGGCUCUACACAGAGGUGCUGCCACCGCGGUGUUGGGCGGCCGACAGCCGGCGAGCCGUGCUGGGCACCCCGCAGCGGAGCCGCACGGACCUGCUGCUUGUGGACACGGAGGCGGCCACCGUCACAAACCUGACGGCAGGGUCGCCGGAAGGGUGCUGGGAGCUGCUCACCCUCCAGUGGGACCUGCUGGUGGCCACCUGCUCGGCGCCACACCACCCCCCGAGCCUGAUGGUGGCGGCGCUGCCGCCAGCGGGCCAGGAGCUGCCCCUCUGCUGGGUACCGGUGGAGGACACCCCGACAGUGCCUGGUGUCACCUGGAAGACCCUGACGAUCCAGCCACCCUGCAGCAGGCAGAGCCCUGCCACGCACGGCACCCAGGCUUUCGAGGCCCUGCUGCUGAGCCCACCGGAUGGCAAGGCACCGCACCCCCUCGUCGUGUGCCCCCACGGUGGCCCCCACGCUGUCUUCGAUGCCCGCUGGCGCCCAAGCAUGGCUGCCCUGUGCCAGCUGGGCUUUGCCGUGCUCUUGGUGAACUACCGCGGCUCCCUGGGCUUCGGCCAGGCCAGCAUCAGCUCCCUGCUCUCCCGUGUGGGUGAGCAGGACGUGGCGGACACCCAGCUGGCAGUGGAGCAGGCGCUGUGCAGCGAGCCCCUGGACCCACACCGCCUGGCCCUGCUGGCUGGCUCCCACGGAGCCUUCAUUGCCCUCCACCUCCUCGCCCGUGAGCCCAAGCGCUACCGAGCCUGUGCCCUGCGCAGCCCCGUCUCCAACCUGCCUGCGCUGCUGGGCACCUCCGACAUCCCAGACUGGCGCUACAUCUCCCUGGGGCUGCCCUACUCCUUCGAGCGGGUGCCCCGCGCCGAGGAAGUGGCCACCAUGCUGCUGCGCUCGCCCAUCGCCCAGGCGGGCCGGGUGCAGACGCCGGUGCUGCUCUGCGUGGGCGCCCGGGACCGGCGCGUCAGCCCCACGCAGGCGCUGGAGCUGUACCGGGUGCUGCAGGCCAGGGGGGUGCCGGUGCGGCUGCUGUGGUAUCCAGAGGGUGGCCAUGCACUGGCUGGUGUGGAGACGGCAGCCGACGUCUUUGGGAACUGUGCACGAUGGCUCCUUCGGCACCUGGGGCAAACCCGGCGGGACGGGACAGGCCAGCACAGCCCCUAGGCUCACAGUGGCCCUGUGGCUAAUGCCAGCCCCACGUGUGACCACUGGCCCUGGGGACCACACCAGGACCAGAGGAAGAUGGAGCGAGUGUACGACGGGACGAGGGUUGGGGUCUGGCACUAAAUAAAUGUGUGAGACCCUGUGCAAUGCCGA